GCCUUUGUCCAAAAAAAAAAAGGAUUCUCCCAAAAUGAACCCGGACCAAAACCCGGGCAGCAACUCACGGUGUGCAAAAUGGGAGGUAAACUGGUAAAGGAAGAGCUCAUACGCAGAGAAGGCAUUUCAUGGAGAGUAGAGAGAACGUUUGGAAGCGCCACAAUUCAGACCCGUCCUCCGACAACAGCAAUAACCCAAACAACAACAAUGAAGAUGAAAAUUCGUAUAGCCUGGCAGCCCUUCGCCACCCAAAACCCCGCAUUUGAUGAAUACUAUAGGAAUUUGUGGAAGCGUGGAGGGUCUCUUGAACUUUUUGAUGUCUUUUGUGAGCUUCCCCAACUUGUUCACAGGCUAGGUCUCAAGAAGUGGAAGGUUUGUAUCUUCUCCAGCAUGGGAGCAAUGUUUUCCUGAUGUGCCUCAUAGAAGAGACUCACUAGAAUCCUUUGGAUAAUUUCACUUUGGUUUUGGAUUGUAGUGUAUUGGGUGCAGGGAGGAGAAGUUUUAAAUUUGAAAAUAUGAAGGCUUUGUGGAGCAAGAAAAUACGUUGGUCAUCAUACACAUUCCAAGCAACUCCUAGUCAUGUUUUGGAAUGUAAACUAAAAUCAUUGAAGUUGGAUUUUAAGAAAUGGCAUGAGGAGGUGUCUUGUGAUAUAGGAAGAACAAAGAAAGAUCUUAUGGGAGGUUAUUGCAUAAGAAAGAUCUUUAACGGAGGAUGAAAGGUUAAAAAAUGAAGUUAUUUAAGUAGUAGGAAAAUUUCAUUCUGCUUGAAGAAGUGAGCGGGUGGCAGAAGUCGAGGGCUUGCUGUGGAGAAAAGGGGAUACAAACACUAAAUCUUUUGGCUGAGUACAAACUCACAUGCAGAAACAAUUCGGUGGAUUCUUAAGUCAUAAGUGGGUCCAUGGUUUCUGAUUCUAAAGAACUAAGGGAGCAUAUAAUACAAUUUUACAAAGGCUUAUUUUCUGAACAAUUUGGGUGGCAACCGAAGCUCAAAUGGUGGGGACUCCAUUGAUCAUAUUGCAGUGAUUUGGUGAUGAACUGGUGUUGUAUGUUCUAAGAAGAAGGGUGGUCUAUCCAUCAUCUUCCUUUUCAUUGUGGAGUAGCAAGAGACUCAAGGUGUUUGCUAUUCAAGGGUUUGGUGUUGAUUAUUUUAUGUAUGCCUAGAAGGGUGAGAGAGUUGCUUAUGAACUGGGGAGGGCAGCAGGGGCAUGAUAAUGUUUAAUUGGUAUGGAGGUUGGCUCCUUUAUUUGCAACGUAGUGUAUUUGGAGAGGCAGAAAUUGAAUGCAAUUACUUUUGGAGAUAAGGAAGCUUCAGUGGUAGAGCUGACAAAGAUCCUCAACUUCAUUUUUAUAUGGAUGGCGUCUCAUGAUACUUUUCUUUUUUUGACCGUUUCAGAUUUUUUGAAUUGCUUUUUUAUCUCUAUCUAAAUAAUGUUCCUUCCUAUACUUCCUGUUUGCAACCCUUGAUGCUCUUUAUUUAUAUUACAUUACUUAAAAAGGAAAAAAAUUGCCUCAAGUUCAUCUGAUUUGGUAAUUUAUGAAGGUAAUGAGCAAUAUUAUCUCAUUGGAUGGGUGCUUAGCAUGUCAGCUACAAUUUAUAGGUCAAGUUGUCAUAUAUGAUUAACACACUAAUGUUCGAUGUUUGUUUCAAAAGCAUUCCAUUAUAGUCCCAAAAACAAGAAUCAAGUUGGGUAUCCUGCUGUUAGUUUCUCCCAGAAGUUGAGCCAUGAUCAAAUUUGCUUUCACCAAGAUUGGAGGGGGUUUAUGGGAAGAUCAGAACAAAUGAGAAUUCAGUCCCACGACAUGGUGCAACAUUCAUAUUUUUCUGCUAAAUAUUGAACGGUUUUCUUUUGCAAUUACAAAUUGCCAAAUAUCAUCAUAUCUUUUGCAAUAGUCUUUCUGCACUUCUGGUUAAUUCUAGUUGAUUACACAAGAUAACCUGAUAGCUGCUAUUUCUGAGUGGUUGGAAUCAACCUCUUCUCUUUUCUCCAACAAAAAAUAGGAACGACAAUCAUCCAGAGAAGGUAGAUCCACACCAUAUGCUUUCCGGGUAUCUUCUGAAGGAUUACCACUGACUCCCCUACAGUACAAAACAGAUCCUAUACUCAGCCCUAGUGGACUUCAAGCAUCUUCUGCAAUAGAAAGCUAUUAAAUUUGCUAAUUUUGUUGAUGCCAUGUUUGGACAGAAGGGAUCAAACCUAAUGCUAGGCUGUUGUGUUAUUGUUUUGAGCUAAGGUUUACAUUACCAGGUUGUCAAAAUGAUCAGUAGCUUUUUUUC
Molecule: messenger RNA, 2275 nt
Organism: Carya illinoinensis
Lineage: Eukaryota; Viridiplantae; Streptophyta; Magnoliopsida; Fagales; Juglandaceae
Exons: 3
Coding region: 79-411 (110 amino acids)
Source: RefSeq, a predicted model, not a curated record